Molecule: messenger RNA, 3348 nt
Organism: Mizuhopecten yessoensis (Yesso scallop)
Lineage: Eukaryota; Metazoa; Mollusca; Bivalvia; Pectinida; Pectinidae
Product: protein ECT2-like
Exons: 24
Coding region: 111-2735 (874 amino acids)
Biological process (GO): nervous system development; regulation of cytokinesis, actomyosin contractile ring assembly; intracellular signal transduction
Cellular component (GO): cell cortex; nucleus
Molecular function (GO): GTPase activator activity; guanyl-nucleotide exchange factor activity
Source: RefSeq, a predicted model, not a curated record
GGAUGUGUUACUGGUGUUCAACCAAUCAUACGCCGCGUUUGAUUCAAACAGCGCCAUUUUCAAAGAAAGAUAUGCCGACAAGCAUGGCGGAAGUGAUCAGCCAUUGAGUCAUGAUCAGGGCAUCAAGAUCCAAGGUCAUAUUGAGGUCGACAUGUUCCCUUGUCAGGUCUUCCUCCAAAUCUAGUAUUUAUCGUAACUGGGGAAGUGAUGUGAAGGAACCGCUGGUGAUUUUGGUCGGAAAAGACUGCAGAGAAAAUGAAGAACUCAAGGCUGCUGUAAAGGCACUGGAACUGGAUCAGGAAGAAUCUGACACAGGACUGGAGUUGAUUCGUAGGGCCUCGGAGAUAGAGAGCGUUUUUGUCCUGGGUGUGUUUGAGGGCGAGGUCUACCACAAACUCCUAAAGGCCGAGGCCAGGAUCAUUGGGCCUCCAAUUGUACAUCAAUGUGCCAAAAACAAAUGUCCGAUCCCCUUCCACAGUCGUCCUCUCUACUGCACCGCCAUGCAGGGCGUCAUUACUUGUUUCACAGGCUUCAACAGACGAGAGGAACUGGCGCCCCUAGCAGACCUCCUCCACCACAUGGGCGGCAGUGUACGCAAGGAGAUCACCCCAAAGGUCACUCACCUGGUGGCCAACAGUACAGAGGGCGAGAAAUACAGGUUUGCAGUCAGUUUUGGCACCCCUAUCAUGAGUUCUGACUGGCUGUAUCGUGUAUGGGAGGAGCGGGACAACCUAGAGGUCAAGGGCACAAACCCUAAGCUGAUGGUUCACAGGGUGCCUCCAUUUUUCAAGUGCUGUCUCAGUUUCCUUGGAUUUUCUAAAGAAGAACAAAAACACAUGGAAGAAUUGACCAUAGAAAAUGGCGGAAUGUUUGGGGCCGUGGACGAUGACGAGUGCACCCAUUUGGUCGUGGACGAUCAGGGAACAAAGGAGCUGCCGCCAACCUCCAUGCUGCCACACUACGUUGUCAAGGGAGAGUGGUUCUGGGGGAGUAUACAGAUGGAGGCGUGUGCUGAUGAGAACCUGCUAGAAUAUCAGAAGAUGAACCCUUCUGCCAACUCAAUAUUCACUCCUGGGCGCUGUAUGUCAGGGUCCAAGUCACGGAAGAGGAAACGAUUAAGGGAAAAUAUUGCACAGCUGGCCGGUGAGGGUGACUACGACUCUCCACUCUACAAGCGACGUUCCAGCGAGAUGGGACGUACUUCAAUGAGCCCUAGUUCCUUCUUAGAUGCCUCCAACACACCCGACCAGUCAGAUUAUGUUACAGAAGAUCAAAAAGAGAAAGUCUCCAAUAUAUCGAUGAAGAUUACACCCAGACAACAGGUUGUGAUGGAGUUUUUACAGACAGAAAAAAAUUACGUUGGGAUCCUGAACACUAUUCUAACUGUUUUUAAAGCUGAGGUGGAAAAGCCAAACCAGUAUAAUGGAGCUCUGCUAGCUCCACAGCAUACUAAGGUCAUUUUUGGCAACAUUCCACCGAUUUACGAUGUCCACUGCCAAAUCUCGGAGGAGCUACAGAGCAUCGUGGAAAACUGGAGUGAAGAGAAGGGAAUUGGCGAUGUCAUACUUGAACAUGCUGAUGCUCUGAUGAAAGCGUACCCACCAUUUGUCAACUACUUUGAGCAGACCAAAGAAACCAUAGCUAAAUGUGAUAAAACUAACCCUAGAUUCCAUGCCUUUUUGAAGGUGUGUCAGUCAAAACCAGAGUGUGGACGACAGACUUUGACGGAGCUGCUUAUCCGGCCUGUCCAGCGCCUACCCAGUAUUUCACUUUUACUUAAUGAUAUUAUGAAACACACCCCGAAGGAAAACAUUGACCACAGUAAGCUGGAAAAGGCCAUCAACAUCCUCAAGGAAGUCAUGACGCACAUCAAUGAGGACAAGAGGAAAACAGAAAACCAGGUGGUCAUGUUUGAGAUCAUGAAUGAUAUAGACAAUUGUCCUCCCACACUACUGUCCUCACACCGAAAGUUUGUCGCGAGGAUGGAUGUCAUAGAGCUGUCCGACGAGCUUUGUGGUAGAGGGAUGCCUCUCUCACUCUUCCUCUUUACCGACAGUUUAGAGUUAUGUAAGAGACGAUCACGAUACCUGAACAGUUCCAAGUCGCCAGCCCUCCUAAAAACCCCACAGAAGGCAUUAAAACAUCUGACAUUGAUACCACUUGCAGCAAUUAAACGGGUGGUCGACUGUCUGGAGCGAGACGAUUGUCGCAAUUCUUUUGGGAUAAUAGUUAAGAGUAAUUCAGAGAUGACAGAAAAGUUAUUCAGUUUUAUGGUGGAUGGGGAAGAAAGCAAAAAAGAAUUCACGACCCAACUCACCAAGAGUAUCUCCCACAUAGUGUGUAUGGCUGACCAUGAAUCCUUGAUGGUGACAGUCGUCGGCCGGGAUCUCCACAUCAACACAAGUGAGCUGGGUAAACAUAGCAUCAGCAAGGCAGCAAGUAAAGCAGCGAGACUGGGUAAGCGUGUCAGUCGAGCAUUUUCGUUCAACAAGACACCAGGUCGGCUGAAGAGAGCUGUGUCCAGUGUGUCACAUGCCUUCAGUCCUUUCGCCGACUCCCGAGAGAGAUACCUUGGAACGCCACGGGGAAAUCUCCAGGGCAAGAGAUUGGCUAGUUGUAUGGACCUCACCGAUUCAAUCUCACCAACACUCAGUAGUUACGCCAGCUCGACCACGUUGUAUGAUGAGAGUGACACUAUCAGUUUAGGAGCAUACUCCCUCAAAGAAUUGCCCUGAAAGACCAUAGGAUUCAACAUAAACUUAUAUCCCAUAAACUAUAGCAUGGAACUGCCAAAGUGACCAAAAAUAUCACUGGACCAAAGUUUCUGGCCAUCCCUACUACGUCUGCCACCAAUCCGAGUGAACCAGGACGUAUCUACUGCAGUACAAAAUGAUUUAGAAUUGAUCAUGAGACAGUGUUGAGGAUUAAGUGGGGGAGGGGGGAACCUACCAUAAGAAAUGAAAAAUCAUAACUUGGGACCUGGUUCAUGUUGAGAUUUUAAAAAGUCCAUUUAUAGAUGUAACAUUAUUAUUAUUAUUAUUUCAGCAUAUUUCCUGCAUUGAUAAACACAAAGUUGUAUUCAAUAUACCUUGGUAUUGAUAAUUAAAUUGCAUUCUUGUAAAGUCCAAAAUAUUCUCUUCCAAAAAACACCCCCAAAUGUGAGGAAAAAAAUAGAUGUUAAGUACCACCUGCAAUACUAGUGGUACUGGCUUAGCAACUUUGCAGUCACUUCCGAAAGGGAGAUGAUUUGUGUACAUGCUCAGUAUUAAUGGAAAUGUCAUACAUUUAUAUUGCUGAAAGGUGCUACAUAUAUAUAUUUGUAGGUCAUAACAUAAAAAAUGUCGAACA